This is a messenger RNA of Saccostrea cuccullata (small rock oyster), 2863 nucleotides long. Its product is annotated as kelch domain-containing protein 2-like. The transcript has 10 exons. The record is from RefSeq and is a predicted model, not a curated record. Lineage: Eukaryota; Metazoa; Mollusca; Bivalvia; Ostreida; Ostreidae. Bases 40 to 1212 code for a protein of 390 amino acids. Gene Ontology annotation, molecular function: protein binding.
GUUCUAACUGGACAUGUGUCAGUUUUAGCAGAUAAAUACAUGAUAGUAUGGGGAGGAUAUAACGAUGAUUUUGAUCCGUAUCAUCUAGCUUAUCUUCCACCGAAUGAACUGUGGAUCUAUGAUACAGAAUUUCAAGUUUGGUUUUCAAACAAAAGUAAAGAUGUUCAUCCUAUAGCUGCCUCAGGAUGUUCUGCAUGUGCUCAGGAGGAUUCCAUGUAUGUUUUUGGAGGACAUGCAAGCCAUGGUUACCUGAAUACUCUAUAUAAACUUGACCUAAAUACUUUACAGUGGGAAGGUAUAUUCCCUAUUGCCACAAGUCCCACACCAAGCCCACGGGACAAAGCCGUGUCAUGGUUCUAUGAGAAAAAGUUUUAUACAUUUGGAGGAUAUGGAAUAAUCGAUUACACCAGAGACAAUAUGUAUUUGGAAGAAAGCAGGUCGUUUUUUCAAGAUGAAACAUCAGAACAUAGAGGUUGGAACAAUCAGUUGUGCAUUUUUGACUUUAACACAAAGGAAUGGAGUCUAGCUGAGUGCAAGGGACAAAAGCCCUCUGCAAGGGCAGCCUCUUCUGCUGUAAGGUUUGGGAGUAAGGUAUUUAUAUUUGGUGGGAGACACCGGAAUCUGCGACUGAAUGACUUACACUGUCUGGAUCUGGAUACAGCCACCUGGAGUGGCAGUCUGUCUGUUAGGAGUGAAGAGCCUGAGGGGAGAUCUUGGCAUUCUGCCAAUGCACUGUCUAGUACUCACAUGUUUGUAUAUGGAGGGUUCAACACAAAUUGUAUACCUCUCAGCGAUGCUUGGAUUCUAGAUAUAAUAUCACUACAAUGGACACAUCUUUCUCAGUUUCCAACCACACAGCCCCGACUUUGGCACACUGCAUGUGUCACACAGGACAAGGAAGUCAUUGUCUUUGGAGGAUGUGGAAAUAAUAUACUAGAAGAUGGAGAAGAGAGUCAAGUGGACCACAGGAAUGAUAUUCUAUAUUUCCAGCUCUAUCCUCACACUCUUAAAAGAAUUUGCUUGGACUUUGUUUACAAACAUCGCACUAGUCUAGGAAGUGAGUGGGACACAUUACCAAGGCAGUUUUCUGAUUGGUUACGGAGGAAAGAAGACCUUGAUAUUCAAAUAUUGAUGUCUUCAGACUCGAGUUCAGAAUCGGACUCGGACAAUGAUAGCACUAACCAAUCAGGACAAACCUGUGCUGUGUCAUAGUCUACAAGCUCAGUAUCAGGAAGUAAUCUAGGUAUCAAUCCAAUAUAUAAUGUUUAUUUAUUUAUCAAAUCCAUCCCAACCUCUAGUGUCUCAAAGGUCCAUGUUUGCUCUGCUCCUGAUUUGUAAUUUUUGAAUGGACAAUCAGGCCUGAAUACUGUUCAUUAUCUCCAUAUAUUUCAUUCUGUAAUCACUUGAAAAUCAUUUACUACAGAAGGAUUGGUGGUUGUCCUUUGCUCUUAAAUAAUUUGAUUCUAGAUUUUAACAAUACACUUGUAUUUUUUAUCCAUUCUUGCUACAUAUUAAUGUUUUGUCCUCAAUAGUCAAGCCUUUGUCUUUCAUAAUCUUUGACAGAAUUUAAUUCAUGAUACAUGUAUUUAUAAAAUUCUGUUGCUAAUUAACAGAUGGUCAAUUUUCUUUAUUAUGUAGCGAUAUACAUGUACCAUAAUCCCCUGGAUAGGAGUUUAUGUCUAUCAGUUACUUUUAAAAAUAUGCAAAACAGUGCUCUAUGUACAAACAAUGUUUAAAACAAGGUAAGUUAUUGAGAACAAUCGAAUGAAACAAGACUAUCAAGAGUCAUGUCUGAAGUCCUUAUUUCGCAAAGGUUAUGGUCAACAAAAUAAUCUUUUUAGCAACUAUCAUCUAUCAAUUAGUCACAUGCUGUUUGAUUUUACUUAUUGCUAGGCCUUUGUUUACAAACUGAAUUGUGUACAAAAUUUUCCUUUUCAUUCCUGGUCAUGAAAAGCACACGGCAUGUUUGACCGAUCGGUAAGGGAUGCUCACUCCUCCAUAGCACCUGAUCCCAGUUCUUAUGGUUUUGGAGGUCUUGUUUGCAUUUCAUCCAAUAUCUAUUGAUUUAAAAUGAUUCUGAGCUUGAUUACCAAUCAUUAAUAACCUUUUUAUUUCAUUGGAAUUUCUUAACUUUAAGUCUUGAGAAAUGAGUUGUUUGAGGUCCAGUAAAAUGUAUGCCAUACCUCUAUAAUAACUGAUAUAAAAUGUUAUUGUUUGCUACAGUGCUUUAAAAAUAUGUAUUUAAAUUCGUGCUUACGUUCAAAAGAUGACUUAAUUCGAUCAACAAAAUAUGCAUGUAUAUCGAUGUUAGUGUCGUAAUUACCAGUUUGCUGUCUUUGUUAUAAGCUCCUUUGUUGUGUUUGUUGGGAAAUUCCUAUUAAAAACUUUUUAGAAAGAAAAACUUACUGUUAGACUCUAUAGAAACAUCUUUUUUCUUAUAUUUAGAGAAAUUUAUAGAGUUUGUGAAAUAAUUUUGCCUGUUGAUGUAAAUUUCUGAAUUGAUUCACAUUAAUUUCUUACAAAAAAAAUUGGUAAUAAUUUUUAUAAAAAUUUGCUCUUUUCUCUAAUUAAAUUCAGGAAGAAGGGGGAAAACCAGAGUUCAAGUACAUGUUAAUUACAAAAAAAUCAAACGUUAAGUAUUAUAGUGCAAUCAAAAAGUAAUUAUGUAUCAAUUGAAGAAGCAGAGUAUUUUAUUUUUUGGUGAAAUAUUGUUUUUGUUUGUUUUGCUGUUGUUGAAUAUUUUCCUUCCUCACCUUCGUAUUUUGGUUAUCUAUCUUGAUUUGUAAGAUAUGAAUGCCAAUAUGUAGAAUGCCUGUUAUUUUAAUUUUAAUGACAUAUCAAUAAAAAUGUCAAACAACUAAAA